AUCCAACAGAAGGCUCCAGAACAUACCAGGGAGAGGCGGGAAGACACACAGCUCGAGCACAUUCAGCACAAGAGGCGGGAGAUUAAGUGUUUCCGCGAGAGCCAAAGCGUUAAACUGAGCACCACGCGCUGCACUUUCAAACAGACCAGCGCAACUCGCUAGCUGCUCCCCCUCCGCCGUCCGCUCCUCUAUCAGACCCACGGGACUUCACUGGUUCAUCCCUAACCUGACAGGCUCAGCUCAUCCGACCGGGAGACCGGGGCGAACCCAGGAGUAGGGGGACACGGAGGUGGAGGGGGGACAUGCUCGCUCAGCAACCCAGCAGAGUUUCUCCGAGGUGGGCCAAGCUGUGACAGAGGGCCUCUCUCUGGUGAGCCACCCCGCAACCCUGACCGCUCCAGCAGGCCUCACUCCCAGUCCUAACUACUGUGUGUGCCAGGACCAGGCCACCUCCAGCCCAGGCCAGACCACGUCUACCCCAGGCCAGCCCAGAGUGGGUCAGCCCCAGCCCAACCCACCUCUUCCCCAGCCCAGUAGCGGUCCAGGCCCAGUCUCCAGAAGCAUGGCCUUCACCCUGUCAGAGAUCAUGGCUGCGCGGCGGCAGCAGCAGUCCCAGGCCCAGCGGGCGCCAGGCAGGGCGGCCGUGGAGGUGGAUGAAUACAGCACCAACCCCACCCAGGCCUUCACCUUCUACAACAUCAACCAGGGACGCUUCCAGCCCCCGCACGUACACAUGGUGGACCCCCUGCCCCACGACACUCCCAAGCCGCCAGGUUACACCCGUUUUGUGUGUAUCUCAGACACCCACUCCCGUACGGAUGCCAUUCAGAUGCCUUAUGGAGACGUGUUCAUCCAUGCUGGAGACUUCACAGAGCUGGGCCUGCCCUCUGAGGUCAAGAAGUUCAAUGAUUGGCUAGGCACCUUGCCCUACGACAUAAAGAUAGUGAUUGCCGGGAACCAUGAGUUGACCUUUGACCAGGAGUUCAUGGCUGACCUGAUCAAGCAGGACUUCUACUACUUCCCAUCAGCCUCCAAGUUGAAACCAGAGAACUACGAGAACGUCCAGUCCCUGCUCACCAACUGUAUCUACCUGCAGGACUCAGAGGUCACCGUACGCGGCUUCCGCAUCUACGGCUCCCCCUGGCAGCCAUGGUACUAUGGCUGGGGGUUCAACCUGCCAAGAGGUCAGGCUCUGCUGGACAAGUGGAACCAGAUCCCCGACUCCACCGACAUACUGGUCACACACUGCCCCCCACUGGGAUUCCUGGACUGGGUUCCUAAGAAGAUGCAGCGGGUGGGCUGUAUGGAGCUGCUCAACACUGUCCAGAGGAGAGUACAGCCCAAGCUGCACGUGUUCGGACACAUCCACGAAGGUUAUGGUAUGAUGACAGACGGCACCACCACGUUCGUCAACGCCUCGGCCUGCACCGUCAACUUCCAGCCCAUGAACCCGCCCAUCGUCUUUGACCUGCCCAAUCCCACCAGGACCACAUGACUAGAGAAGCCCUUCCCUGCUGAGCCCCCCUCCAAUCAGGAGCCUAGUGGUGGGAAGGCAGGUAGGUGAGGGUGGUGGGCAGGUGUGGUGUGGUGGUGUACUGUAUAUAUUCAAGGCUCUAAUGGAUGCUGUGUGUGUGUGUGUGUGUGUGUGUGUGUGUGUGUGUGUGUGUGUGUGUGUGUGUGUGUGUGUGUGUGUGUGUGUGUGUGUGUGUGUGUUGUGUGUGUGGCACAACACACACACACACAUGCCCAAGUCUCUGAUGGAUGAUGUGUGUGUCUAAAGAGACAGGCGCCGUUGCAAAUCCUCACUUAGCAAAUCCAUGAAUGUUAUUUUAUGUACUGUCAUUCCUUUAUUUCAACAAAAGCUCUUACAAACUCUAAAGUAAGGCAAAAGACAGACCCCAGAUGCCUCAUCUCUCAUAUGAACAUGUCAGCAUUAGUCUGUAAAUCUUCUGUUGCACUUCUACUGCACUGACAAUCUGACCUGGCUGUCAGAUAGAGAAGAGGACAGGGGCAACAGUGUCUCCUGUGUCACUGUUUGAACCCACAGUCUUUCUCUCAGAAGAAGACACUGGAUAACUCUCAUUCUCUCUUGUUCCUCAUAGAGGACUCUGUUAAGCCACCAGUGGAAGUUGCUCAGUGGCGACGUUUUGACAUUGUGACAGUGUGGUCCACCCUUCAUUUGAGACCUUCCCUGGGGAGUGAUUGAACAUUUACCAGUAGGGUUUCAGAACCCAAUGUCCAUGUUUGACUUUGUGGAGCUGUUUGCCAGCACAGAAAGGAUACCCCUGACAGUACUCUGAUAUCACACUUCCUGCACUGCAGAUUAAAACACUGCUUUCCCAUCAUCCCUUUUUCUCUUGUUCCCUCUUUUCCUCUGCCCCUCUAGUUUCACUCUCUCUCUCUCUCUCUCUCUCUCUCUCUCUCUCU
Molecule: messenger RNA, 2427 nt
Organism: Salmo salar (Atlantic salmon)
Lineage: Eukaryota; Metazoa; Chordata; Actinopteri; Salmoniformes; Salmonidae
Product: metallophosphoesterase domain-containing protein 1
Molecular function (GO): hydrolase activity
Source: RefSeq, a predicted model, not a curated record